Molecule: messenger RNA, 465 nt
Organism: Rhodamnia argentea
Lineage: Eukaryota; Viridiplantae; Streptophyta; Magnoliopsida; Myrtales; Myrtaceae
Product: cell wall / vacuolar inhibitor of fructosidase 2-like
Exons: 1
Coding region: 1-465 (154 amino acids)
Source: RefSeq, a predicted model, not a curated record
AUGUCUGAGCUAGUUAACAUGGUCUGCAAGCAAGCAACCGACUACACAUUCUGCACUACACCCCUGUAUCCUGAUCCGCAAGCACCUGAUGCCAAUGACUACACACUGGCCUGCAUUGUCUCUGGCUUGGUUCAUGGUGCUUCUUUGAGCACCCUAGAUUACUCAACUUCGACGCUAACUAACAUCACUGGUCCAGGCAAUGACCCGUCCGUUCAUAAGCACAUCCAGCAGUGUCGAAACGUUCAUAAGACGGUUCUCUUGAAACUUGAAGAGGUGUCAGCUGACUUGGACUCCAAGAGCUUCUUUGGAUUGGCCGUCUUGGCGAUGAUUGAUAGUAAGGCACGAACGAUUGCAAACAGGCCUUUAAAAGACCACCUUCAUCAUUUUCUGAUAAUAAUGGGAAUCUUAAAGGCCUCUCGGAAACAUGUGUUGCAGUCACUAAAGUGCUUGCUACACAAAGAUUAG